CGCGGGGGCCUAACGGCUCGCGGAGCCGCGACCCGGAGUAAGACCGCCGGUGUCGGUAGGAGGUUGCUGCGCUCGGCCCUGCGUGGCGGUCUGGGGCCUCGACGCCCGGUUGCUUGAAGCGUCUGCCAUGAGGAGAAGUGAGGUGCUGGCGGAGGAGUCCAUAGUCUGUCUCCAGAAAGCUCUGACUCACCUUCGGGAAAUAUGGGAGUUAAUUGGGAUUCCGGAGGACCAGCGGUUACAAAGAACCGAGGUGGUAAAGAAGCACAUCAAGGACCUCCUAGACAUGAUGAUUGCUGAAGAGGAAAGCCUGAAGGAGAGGCUCAUCAAAAGCAUAUCCAUCUGUCAGAAGGAGCUGAACACCCUGUGCAGCGAGUUACACGUGGAGCCGUUUCAGGAAGAAGGAGAGACGACCAUCUUGCAACUAGAGAAGGAUUUGCGCACUCAGGUAGAACUGAUGCGAAAACAGAAAAAGGAGAGAAAACAGGAACUGAAACUACUUCAGGAACAAGAUCAGGAACUGUGUGAAAUUCUCUGCGUGCCCCACUAUGACGUGGACAGCUCGUCUGUCCCCAGCCUGGAGGAGCUGAGCCGGUUCAGACAGCACGUGGCCACUUUGAGGGAAACAAAGGCCUCUAGACGUGAGGAGUUUGUCGACAUAAAGAGACAGAUCAUACUGUGUAUGGAGGAGUUAGAGCACACCCCAGACACAAGCUUUGAAAGAGAUGUGGUGUGUGAAGAUGAGGGCGCCUUCUGCUUAUCCCUGGAGAAUAUCGCAACACUGCAGAAGUUGCUACGGCAGCUGGAAAUGCAAAAGUCCCAGAACGAAGCGGUGUGUGAGGGUCUGCGGGCUCAGAUCCGAGAGCUCUGGGACCGGCUGCAAAUACCUGCAGAAGAGAGAGAAGCUGUGGCCACGGUUAUGACUGGGUCAAAGGCCAAGGUCAGGAAAGCGCUGCAAUUGGAAGUGGAUCGGUUGGAGGAACUGAAGAUGCAAAACAUGAAGAAGGUGAUUGAGGCGAUCCGAGUGGAGCUGGCUCAGUACUGGGACCGCUGCUUCUGCAGCCAGGAGCAGAGACAGGCCUUUGCCCCUUACUAUGCUGAGGACUACACGGAAAAUCUGCUCCAGCUCCAUGACGCCGAGGUGGUGCGGUUAAGAAACUACUAUGAGGUUCACAAAGAACUCUUUGAAGGUGUCCAGAAGUGGGAGGAAAGCUGGAGGCUUUUUUUGGAGUUUGAGAGAAAAGCUUCAGAUCCAAGUCGAUUUACAAACCGUGGAGGAAAUCUUCUAAAAGAAGAAAAGCAACGAGCCAAACUUCAAAAAUUACUCCCGAAGCUGGAAGAGGAGCUGAAGGCGCGGAUUGAAAUGUGGGAAGAGGAGCAUUCGACAGCGUUUGUGGUGAAUGGGCAGAAGUUCAUGGAGUACGUAACGGAGCAGUGGGAGCUGCAUCGGCUGGAGAAAGAGCGAGCCAAGCAGGAAAGACAACUGAAGAACAAGAAGCAGACAGAGACAGAGAUGCUCUACGGGAGCACUCCCCGAACCCCCAACAAGCGGCGAGGACUGGCACCCAACACGCCGGGCAAAGUGCGCAAGCUCAACACUACCACCAUGUCCAACGCUACAGCCAACAGCAGCAUUCGCCCUGGCUUUGGGGGGACAGUCUACCGCUCCCCUGUGUCUCGGCUUCCACCUUCUGGCAGCAAGCCCGUCAUCACUUCCACUUGUUCGGGGAAAAAAACACCCCGCGCUGCCAGGCACGGAGGCAACAAGGAGAACCUGGAGCUCAACGGCAGCAUCCUGAGCGGUGGGUACCCCGCCUCGGCCCCCCUCCAGCGCAACUUCAGCAUUAACUCUGUUGCCAGCACCUAUUCUGAGUUUGCGAAGGAUCCGUCCCUCUCUGACAGCUCCACUGUUGGGCUUCAGCGAGAACUUUCAAAGGCUUCCAAAUCUGAUGCUACUUCUCGAAUCCUCAAUUCGACCAACAUCCAGUCCUGAGAGGCCCUGAGCGUCAGCCAGCUGUGGCUUCCUGUGCCUAGACUAGACCUAAUUCUAGAGGGGUGGCUUUCACUUGCCCCGAGUUGAGGUGUGCUCGAGAAUCGGGACAGGUUCCACCGCCCCGGGCCUGACUUCCAGGAGCGAGUGAAAGUCCAGCAUAGGCUUAGUGGGUCUUCAAGGCUUGAUUUUGUUUUGACCCAAGAAGUACAUUAAAGCUUAGUGCAUAGCAGUAAGUGCAGAUUUUAGCAUACGGACCCUAACUUUUCUCUGCCCCCUAAUUCUGCUCGCUGCGGCAUGCUCCGGGGGGGCGCGGGCCGGAGUAGUGCUGGCUUGUACGCGGUCGUCAGGCACUAGCAUCGUUGUUGCUGAGGGAUGUUCAGUUAACGCUCUCGCUACGGUAGCUUUGCUCUCGCCUCAAGCUCUGUCUCCGCCACACAGGACAGCCUUCCUCCUGAUGAGGAUGUCUGUGUGUCAGAAGCUGAGAUGGCCUGACCUACUGCCAAAGAGGAGAGGUGACGGGGACAGUUCUGUUGUGGUGCAAUGCCCUCUGGGGGGUCUGUGUGUGUGUGUGAACACACGUGCCAGUCUGAACUGGGUUUCUUACUUUUUCUCUGGGCCGAGUCCCCUCAUCCCCCUGCCCACUAGGCCCGAGUUCAUCUACGCCUGGGGUUGCCAGGUUAGGGGGCUGUUUGGAUGGGUCGGGCCGUUUCUGUCGCGGAGAUCUGGACCUUUGCACAAAUCAGUCCUGGGGAGGCGCUCCUGCUACGGCGGCCAUGUCUCUGCCCCGCGCCCGCGCCCCCCGCCGAUCACUACUGCCCCCCCCAAGCACUAUUUAUUCCUGUUCUGUCUGCCUCUGCCCGCACUACUGUCAGCACACUCAAUGGUUCUCACAACUCACCAGCGCGGAUCGGGUCUGUGUCCGCCGUGCUUAGUCCGAUGUAUACAUGUCCUGUUUUUAAAAUAUAAAUAUAUUGUUAAAAAUAAAUUAAAAUAUGUAUACUUAACCUUUCAAAGAGAUACUGGUUUUUGUCCUCCCCUGCCAAAUCACUUUUUGGUUGGUUGGUAUGGCUGUGGAAAACAGAGAAGACUAAGAAGAAAUGAGACUUUUGUUGGGAGUAUGGUUUUUAUAUACUUCUGUGCAUUUCUACAGUAAUAUCUCAUCGAAGUUUCUGCUUGCGUUGGCAUUGCUGUCCUAACAGGACACCUUGCUUUUUGGUUUAACAGCCUUUAUUAGAAAAUAAAUGCACAUUUAAAGUAUACACUUGGAUAAAUUUUGAGUUUCGCACACCUGUGAAACCGUCACAAUCCAGUUUCUGAACAUAACCCGUGCCCCCAACACUUCCUCCUGCCCCUGGACAGCCUUCCCUGCCAACCACUAAUCUGCUUUCUGUCACUGUAGAGGGGUUUGCAUUUUCUAGAGUUUUAACUACAUAGAAUUCUGCAGUAUGUUUUUUUGGUUUGGCUCUUUGACUUUCUUUUUGAAAUUCAUCCAUAUUGUUGUUUGUGCAUGUUUCAUUCCUUGUUUUGGUUGCGUCCUAUUCCGUGGUAUGGGGAAGACCUCAGUUUAUUCGUCGUUUAUGGUAUUCACAUUUGGCUUGUUUCCAGUUUGGAGCUAUUAAAAAUAAAGCUGCUGUUACCAUUCA
Molecule: messenger RNA, 3633 nt
Organism: Suricata suricatta (meerkat)
Lineage: Eukaryota; Metazoa; Chordata; Mammalia; Carnivora; Herpestidae
Gene: PRC1
Product: protein regulator of cytokinesis 1
Exons: 15
Coding region: 128-1990 (620 amino acids)
Biological process (GO): microtubule cytoskeleton organization; mitotic spindle midzone assembly
Cellular component (GO): spindle; cytoplasm; mitotic spindle midzone
Molecular function (GO): microtubule binding
Source: RefSeq, a predicted model, not a curated record